AUGAAUAUUUCAGUAGUACAAAAAGGUUCUGACUAUUCGAAGAAAGGAAGAAUGAACAGCUCUCUCAGAAUAAAAUCUAAUAUCACAUUUAUUUGGAACCUCUGUCAAUGCCAAAAAGUGAGAAGAUAUGAAAGUUUUAAAAUUGUUAAAGGCGAUGUAAAAAAAGAAAUUUGGAAUCAGUUAACAACUGUUGCAACAGAUAGUAGACACUUAGUAGACAAGACUCUUAACAUCACCUUCUACAACAUAAAAAAUCUGUGUUCAGAUAAAAAGAAUAUUUCUGAUUACCAAGGACAUCGGCAAAAAGAAAUGCUGAAAAAGAUGAAGGAAAUUAAUAUUUCCAUGUCACUCCUGCAGUUUUAA
Molecule: messenger RNA, 363 nt
Organism: Clunio marinus
Lineage: Eukaryota; Metazoa; Arthropoda; Insecta; Diptera; Chironomidae
Source: the annotation of a GenBank genome assembly